AUGCAGCGCCUCGGACGGUCCAAGCGGCUCGACAAUCGCGAGCGCUUCGAACUCUUCCGAUUUGUGGUUGGCAAUGGCGCAUCACCCGCUCUGGCCGUCGAACUCCUUGCCGCGUCGGAAAGCCUGCCAGACACGUUCGCCAUAACCCAAAUGGAAAACCUCGUGAAGAAGGCUGCUGAAGGCAGCUUCUCGAAGUAUAAGGCAUACAUCAUGGCGGACCGCAAGUGGGCCCCGGUCUUUUGCGUGCCAGAGCAGAAGCCUCUGCCUCUUGGAGAGUACUGCCCAUACGAAGACGCUCGCAAGGUGCUUGCACGGCAGAAGAAGCGCCAAUAG
Molecule: messenger RNA, 333 nt
Organism: Emiliania huxleyi CCMP1516
Lineage: Eukaryota; Haptophyta; Isochrysidales; Noelaerhabdaceae
Exons: 1
Coding region: 1-333 (110 amino acids)
Source: RefSeq, a predicted model, not a curated record